Molecule: messenger RNA, 5922 nt
Organism: Scatophagus argus
Lineage: Eukaryota; Metazoa; Chordata; Actinopteri; Scatophagidae
Product: protocadherin gamma-C5-like
Exons: 5
Coding region: 1127-4006 (959 amino acids)
Biological process (GO): homophilic cell-cell adhesion
Cellular component (GO): plasma membrane
Molecular function (GO): calcium ion binding
Source: RefSeq, a predicted model, not a curated record
GGAAGGUAUUAGCUGCAUACAAAACAAAAAUGAAAGAAUUUCUUCACUAUGAUCUUUUCCAGCAGACAACCUGGGCCUUAUGGCCACGUGUGUAGUUAGUCACAAUUUUUAUCAACAAAAUAUAUAGUUAUGAAAGAGGUAGUUACAGACUUACGUUGCUAAAAUCGAGCCUUCUUCGACGUAUUAAACUUUUCCAGUGUUCGCAGCAGUCUACUUUUUCCGUCAUCAGCAUGUGUCGCUAAUCGUCGGUUAUACAGGCAUAGGUCCGAGUUCUAACUAGGUGGACUGCAGUUUAGAUUUCUGAGUAUGUCAGUAUUAUUAUCAUUAUUAUUAUUAUUUUGUUAAACUGUCUCUGUCGUUAGCUGUGCAUGAGAAAACUCAGAGAAUGAAACAGCGUUCUGUUUCUGUCCUGUCAAUCCUGUCAUGUCUGAUGUUGUAUCUGUCCAUGGUGCUGAAAUGCUCCUCAGUCACUCAGGUACAGAUGCAAAGACAGAUGUCUCCUUAUCCUCAUUCAUGCUAUUCAGAUUUUUAAUCAGAAUAAUAAUACGAGUAAUACUUAUACGAUUCAUACUAAUAAUAAAAAUGCCAUUGAUGUUGUUGAUCUGUAACCGUCUCCCUUUUGUAACUUUUAGAAAGAUAAAGUAACAGAAUCCAAAUAUCAUUAGGCUCACCUGUGCUGGGCUGAACUUGACCACACCUUAACCAAUUACAAUGACGAGAUUUCGAAUGUAUUUUAAGAACAGUUAAAAACAAAUAAAUAAAUGAAAAUGAAAAUAGGACACAUGCACAGUUAAUGUGAAUGUGAGGGAUGUGCUUUGACAUUUUGGGGCAUUUGUGAAGCAUGUUUCUUUUGAACAUGGUUUUUACAUUUGUAUGUGAAAGUUUAAAAAGUGGGCUCAUGGUGUCGCUGUUGGCUGACAGAAAACGGACAUUCUCCACCCACUGCUGUUCGUACUACCUCGGUCUCAAUUUCAGAGUUUUAUAGAGAAACGGUUCCAUUUCUGAGCUAUUUCAUCGUGCACAAUUCUGAGAAGUGUUGGAUUAUCAAGUACUUUUGCCGGGCUUCUGUUUUUUUCCGUCUUGGGAAACAUAAAUUGUAUGAGCUGAGGAGCCUUUUUGUGUCAGGAUGGGAGACAAAGGAUUCUCAGCGCUCCGUCCGAUCUUUUGCUUCGUUUUCUUUAUUGUAAGGCUGCACCUCGUUAAUGGAGACCUGAGUUAUUCUGUCCCAGAAGAGAUGAAACGCGACUCUGUCAUUGGAAAUAUCGCCAAAGAUCUCGGUCUUGAUGUGAGGACUUUGUCCUCCCGAAAGGCCCGUGUUGAUUUUGAGGGAGCUCAGAAGCGUUACUGUGACAUUAAUCUGAGAACGGGGGAUUUGAUCACAUCGGAGAGAACAGACAGAGAAAGCCUGUGCGGCAAGAAACCGUCGUGUGUUGUGAAGGUAGAUCUGGUGUUAGAAAAUCCAUUGGAGCUUCAUCGAUUAAGUCUUCAUAUUCAAGAUGUCAACGACAACUCGCCGCAAUUCAACGACAACUUGAUUGAAAUGGAAAUAAGGGAGUCGGCAGAAAAGGGUAAUCGCUUCUCCAUCGAGGAGGCCCAUGACGCAGAUAUUGGUCAAAAUGCGGUUCAAAGGUACAACCUUCAGAAGAACGACAACUUUAUUCUCGCUGUUGACAGCAACAAGGUUGAACUCGUACUGGAAAAUAAACUGGAUCGAGAGAAACAGAAAGAGCUUAAUUUGCUCCUGACAGCUUUAGAUGGCGGCUCUCCUCAGAGAUCAGGUACUGUGGUCAUACACGUUACUGUGCUGGAUGCUAAUGAUAACGCCCCAGUGUUCAGCCAGGCCGUUUAUAAGGCCAGUCUGCCAGAAAACUCUCCUGUAGAUACCACAGUGAUUCAUGUUAGUGCUACAGACGCAGAUGAAGGAGUGAAUGGAGAUGUGACGUAUCAUUUUGGCCACGUGUCUGAUGACGACGUAAAUGUUUUCUCUAUUGAUCCUAAAACGGGAGUAAUUAGAGUAACAGGAGUGAUUGACUUUGAGGAAAGGAGUUCCUUUGAGAUGAGAGUGAAGGCUAAAGAUGGUUUGGGGUUAACUUCGUAUGCCAAAGUUAUAAUAGAUGUUACUGAUGUGAAUGACAACGCUCCCAUGAUCUAUCUGAAAUCACUGACUGACCCCAUACCUGAGAACGUGUCACCUGGUACAGAGGUGGGCAUCAUUAACGUACAGGACAGAGACUCUGAGACCAACGGACAGGUCCGCUGCUCCAUUCAGCAAAACGUCCCUUUUAAGUUGGUUCCUUCCAUUAAAAACUAUUAUUCUCUGGUGAGCACAGGACAGCUGGACCGUGAAGUGGUGUCUGAUUACAACAUUACAAUCAGUGCCACUGACGAGGGCUCUCCACCUCUGUCCUCGUCUAAAACUGUUCAGUUAUCUGUAGCAGACAUCAACGACAACCCACCUGUGUUUGAGGAGCAGUCGUACAGCGCAUAUGCGAGUGAAAAUAACAAACCAGGCUCCACUUUAUGUUCCGUGAGUGCUCGAGACCCCGACUGGAGACAGAACGGUACAGUGAUUUAUUCUCUGUUAGCCGGUGAGGUGAACGGUGCCCCGGUGUCCUCCUACGUGUCUGUGAACGGAGACACGGGGGUGAUCCACGCUGUGAGGUCGUUUGAUUAUGAGCAGUUGAGGAGUUUUAAAGUCCACGUGAUGGCCCGAGACAACGGUUCUCCUCCGCUGAGCAGCAACGUGACCGUCAGUGUGUUCAUAUCGGAUGUGAAUGACAACUGUCCUCAGAUCCUGUACCCCGCCCCGGAGGGCAACUCGUUCAUGACGGAACUGGUCCCCAAAGCUGCCCACGGAGGCUCUGUGGUGUCCAAAGUGAUCGCGGUGGACGCGGACUCCGGCCAGAACGCCUGGCUGUCCUAUCAUAUAGUGAAGUCCACUGAUCCGGGACUUUUCACUAUUGGUGUCCACAGCGGAGAGAUCAGGACACAGCGGGACAUUUCUGAAUCUGACAGCAUGAAACAGAACCUUAUUGUGGCAGUGAAAGAUAACGGCCAGCCCUCUCUGUCUGCCACCUGUUCCAUGUAUUUACUGAUUUCUGACAACUUGGCUGAGGUGCCCGAACUGAAGGAUAUUUCUUACGAGGAGAAGAAUUCCAAACUGACGUCUUACCUUAUUAUCGCUCUGGUGUGUGUGUCCACGUUUUUUCUGACGUUCAUCAUCAUCAUCCUCGGUGUGAGGUUUUGUCGCAGGAGAAAGCCCAGACUGUUGUUUGAUGGAGCAGUCGCCAUCCCCGGCGCUUAUCUCCCUCCUAAUUACGCAGAUGUUGACGGCACAGGAACUUUGCGCAGUGCGUACAAUUAUGACGCAUAUCUGACGACAGGAUCAAGAACCAGUGACUUUAAAUUUGUGACGUCUUACAAUGACAGCACGCUGCCUGCUGAGCAGACUCUGAGGAAAAGUCCAAGUGACUUUGUUGACCCUUUUGACGAUUUAGAGGCGUCUGCAGAGCAAAAGCCUCCCAACAAUGACUGGCGCUUCACACAGGGACAGAGACCCGGACCUAGCGGUCCCCACAUGCCAUACGGUACACACAUACGAUGGACGCCGAAGAGUGGGACAAGAGCAACUGGAGGACCUGAGGUUGCCAUGGGAACUGGCCCCUGGCCCCAGCCUCCAACUGAGGCUGAGCAGCUCCAGGCCCUGAUGGCUGCAGCUAACGAAGUGAGCGAGGCUACGGCCACCCUGGGACCAGGAACCAUGGGCCUGAGCACCCGCUACAGCCCCCAGUUCACCCUGCAACACGUGCCCGACUAUCGCCAAAACGUCUACAUCCCCGGCAGCACGGCCACCCUCACCUCCAACCCCCAGCAGCAGCAGGCCACUGCCCAGCAGGCCACCCAGCAGGCGCUGCCCCCACCACAGGCCUCGGCCCAGCCUGAGCCCCCCAAGGCCGCUCAGACCCCUGCCUCCAAGAAGAAGUCCACCAAGAAGGAGAAGAAGUAGAGUCGAAAGGAGAGAGGUGGAGUAAUGAUGAACCCGGCCUGAUCCGAUGAGAAAUUCAACCCCCUGUACCCUUUCCAUUAAGUAUCUUACUGCUCCGCUGUCACUCAUGCUAGCCACGGUCUAAAUAAUGACAGCAAAUCACUUUUGACCACAUGUAUGAAGCUGAUGGUUCUUUGAAAGAGAGUCUUGAAGAAUCUGAAUGUGCCGAAGGUUGUUACUGGUGUUGAUAAUCCAUGUUAUGCGAAAGGUUGAAUAUUGCGCAUGUAAUCUUUGUCGGUGGAUAAUUUUGGCAGGGUAUGGGGGGUUAUAGUGAUUUGUGAUGUUUUUUUGUUUUGGGUUGGUUUUUUUGUUUUAUUUUGGCAAAAUCAAAUGAACUUGGACAAAGAGAUUCAGUGUAAGGAACCUUGCUGGGAUGACAAGGAUAUACACAACGAUGUAUUCAGAGAUGAAAUGUUAGUGUCUUUCAUGUUGGAUUUAUUGUGCUGUUUCCCUGAGGUGGGAAGUCAGCUAAUGUAAAGUAAGCUACCCAUUAGGUUCCUGUUUGGGGUCAGCCUUGCAGAGUCUUAAAGCAUAAGUCCUGUGGAUAUAAGGCUGUUGUUUGACAGGUAUUACAAACUCUUCUGCAUGCUCAAACCUCAUAUACUAGUUUAGUUGCAAACUAUGCAUUGCAAAAGCAAAGAGGAGGACAUCCUGAAUCUGUUAUCCUCCCUCCAAUCGCAGGUCAAUAUAAUGCACAUGUAGCAUUUACUUGACACAAAACAAAAAUUACUUUUGUAAACAUGGAUUAAAAAUUCCCAUUUUAAUCUCCUGAUAUUUUUAUGACCUGAGCAUGCACCCAUAGCGAGGGCUGGCAGAGGGUGGGGUGGCGUGGCGUUGUGUCAUGGAGUCACAAGCCUUCUGUCCAUGCAGGUGGCAUAGCGGCAGGGAGUUGUUUCUUGUAUGACAGCUCCAGAUGGGCGCAAACAUGUCAUGCCGCCCUGCACCCUCUACCCUCCCCUCUUCACCCCCAGCUCGUGUCCUUCCCUCAUUCACUACCCCAAGUUGAGAGCCAAACAAAGAGAAAUGCACUGUUCGUAUUCUGAUGAUGAGAUGAUGUAGGGGUAGUAAUCACUUCAGUCUUUAGGGAAACGUGUAGAUGUGGUAAACUUAACAGUCCUUAGGAGUUUCUAGAGACUUUGCAAGCCGCUAGAGUAUUUCCCCUCACUAUCUAUGAAGUGCUGAACACACACACAGUAACAUGUUUUUUCUUUGGGAGAUACUGAUUCAAUAGCAUAGAGGAACUAUUUGUAUAAGAUAUGACGUCUUUACUUUGCCGUCCAUCUGUCUGUCAGGCUUCUUAACCAGAUACAACUGCAUGAGAAAAGGCAGGUUGCAGACUGGGUCAGGGGAAGUGGAGAGGGUGUGGUGAGGGGUACACAGACUGAGGUGGCACCAUUACAUCGACCGAGGGGGUGGGGAAAACAACCUUGGCUCUACCCACUGAAUGUACAGAGGAACCACUGUUGAUCCGCCCACCCCUUAAACUUGAUCUAAUGCACUGACCCAGGUAGAGGUCAACAGAGCCAAGCAUAGCUGUCCCUGUUGGUGAGGAGAUACCACUGAAGAGCCCUUUGAAAUAUCCCUCCUCCAUUGAAAUCAAUGGGAAACCUUAACCUCUCUACCGCUCACCUCAGCCCCUCCACUCCCUGGUCCUGUGAGUCUCUUCUCCCACUGUAAAUAAACACAAAGUCCCGUCGAUGGUAUGAGCCAGUUGUUUGUAUAGAAGGGACCACGUCCAACAUUUUCAAAAUCAAAGUCCCUCUCCACAAGGCGUGGCUUACUACUGGAAUGUGUUGCAUUUUGUUUUUCAAGAAAAAUAAGAAAAUCACGGUUUAAAAAAAAAAAAAAAAAGAAUAAAAAUCUGAGAUGUUCUUCAA